AUGGCCGCAGUCCCAGAGAGCCGACCUAUAAAAUUCACAAUUACCCACCACCGCCAGCAACAACACUCCCAUGAGGCAUUUAUGAAGUGGAUGGUCGAGGAGCACCUACCUCUUGCCAUGCCCGUCUUCGUUAAAUACGGAGUGCUUGAAUACUCACUUUUCGCCACACCCCCUUCUAUCAAUGACGCAUUGAAACAGGAAAUUAUACAAAUUCGACCAAGCUGGGAUUUCGCUGACUUUGACUGUUUCAUCGAGUACACACUUCCCGAUGUGGAAACCAUCAAGAAAGUCAUGUCGGAUCCAGAGUGGCAGAUAGCGGUCAAGGACCAGAGUGACUGGGUUCAGGUCUCGAAGGCUUUAGUCUCCGUGGGAUACUCUACCCCGUACGUGCUAAACGGGAAGCCUGUAAACAUGGCAAAGUGA
This is a messenger RNA of Penicillium concentricum, 423 nucleotides long. Its product is annotated as EthD domain-containing protein. Bases 1 to 423 code for a protein of 140 amino acids. Lineage: Eukaryota; Fungi; Ascomycota; Eurotiomycetes; Eurotiales; Aspergillaceae. The transcript has 2 exons. The record is from RefSeq and is a predicted model, not a curated record. Gene Ontology annotation, molecular function: oxidoreductase activity.